Sporothrix schenckii 1099-18 is the source of this 2007-nucleotide messenger RNA. RefSeq lists its product as uncharacterized. The record is from RefSeq and is a predicted model, not a curated record. NCBI's taxonomy places the organism in Eukaryota, Fungi, Ascomycota, Sordariomycetes, Ophiostomatales, Ophiostomataceae. The transcript has a single exon. Bases 1 to 2007 code for a protein of 668 amino acids.
AUGGGAGUCCCCAAGCUGCUGACGACGCUGGCGCCGUUUGGCGACCGCAAGCCGCUGGACAAUGGCAAAGUCAUCAUCGACGGGCCCGCGCUGGCCUACCAUAUCGUCGGCCUCUGCAUGGCGGAUCCCGUGAUGGCCGCCGGCCGACGCCACCCGCUCGAGCAGCCGACCUACGCACAGCUCGGCGCGGCCGCCACUGUAUGGCUCGACACGCUUUGCAGCCGCCACAAUAUCAAGGUGCUGGCCAUCUACUUUGACGGCUACCUGCCUGUGUCCAAACGGCCGGUGCGGCUGGAGCGGUCGUACCGGACGUCGGCGCAGCUCAAGGAUGCCUUUUCGUUCUACCAGCGGGACAACCUGCCCGGGUUCGACGCCAAGGGCCCGCGCACGGGCAGUCUGUUGCCGGCACCUGCGUUUGCCGUGCCGGCCGUGCUGGACGCUCUGCGCGCCUCUGACACGCAUUACAAGACGGUGACGCACGUCGUGCCUGGUGAAGCGGACGCAUUUUGUGCGUGGCACGCGCGCAACCACGAGGCUGGCACCGUUCUGACGUCGGACUCGGACCUACUGGUACAGGACCUGGGCCCCGAUGGGGAUGUGGUGCUGCUGCGGGACAUUGACCUUCCGCGCGGAGGCGGCGACGAGGCUGGCGCGGGUUCCGCUGCAGCCAAAACGACAACAACGACAACAACGACAACAACGACGACAACGACGACAACGACGAUAGCAGCGACAACAACGUCACCGGCGGCGAGGCCGCUUAUUGUCACCGCCUAUCGGAUGGCCGCCAUCUGCCAGCGGCUGGGCCUGCCGGCCCCCUUAUACAAAUACGAUUAUCUCGCCAGCAACGAAGCGAAGUGCUAUAAACUCAUAAAGAGCGGCAAGGGGCUCUACGGGUUUGCAUUUGAGCUGCUGAUGGACCCGCACCUAAGCACCAGCGAGCUGGUCGGCCGUGCCAAGCAGGGGCUGGCCAUGGCCCAGCACCCGGACGAGUACGCUGAAUUUGUCGACCAGUACACCUUUCCCGAGGCGCUCUACGAGGCAGUGCUGCAGUACAACGCCAGUGGAUUGGACCCGCGCGUGGCCGAAGUGGUUUUGCAGAGCGUGCUUCUUGGCGGCGACAGCCAAGGCUACCGGGGCGACGCUCUGCUCAAGCCGGCGGACCUGCCGAUGCUCUUCUUUGCGCCGCCGCUGGUCGAUGAUUGCAUGCGGACCAAUGCCUGGGAAAUCAGUGCCCAGAUCCGGGUUCUGGCCUUUUCGCUGCUCAGGCGCCUACCAACGGCCGCCAACAUGGGCGACAUGUGGAUCCGGGAAUACGGGCGCAUGGCCUCCACGGCAUCGCGGGGGACGGCACUCGAGCUGUUUCCUGCAGAAGGCCGCCGACGUGUUAAAGCCCUGGACAAUUUUAUAUCACUGUUGACGCGGAUCCAAGCGUCUGUGCCGGCCUCGGCAGAAAACAGCAGCGAACUGCAGUGGGUCACUCUCGCUUCCUACUAUGACAUUGAGUGGUCCAAAGAGCACACCAAGCCGUCGGCCUGCCUCGAUGUGCUCCAGAAAGAAACACCCAGCAGCGGCGUGUUGGAGCAGGUCACCUGGACGGGCAUGCACUGGCUGGCGCAGAUCCAGAGCACGCUCUACUCGCUGCGCAUCCUCAAACAGAUUGUGGCGUUUGUGAAAUACCAGCAAAGCGAGCGAGCCGGGGACGACAAGCAGCUAUGGCUGAGGAUCGAGACGCUGGAGGACAUGUUGUCAACACUGACACCCCUUGCCAAGUACCCAACUCUGCGGACCCUCCGCGAUCUGCCGGCACGGCUCAAGACGGCUAAUGCUCUGGAGGUGCUGGUGGCGCUCGCCGAACUCCCGGCGUCGAUACCGUUUAAGCCGCCGUCCGGUUCCGAAACGAGCAAGAGCCGGAACCGGAACAAGAAACGAAAGCGGACUGGACACGCACCAGUGCGAGUACAGACUAUGACGAACCCGUUUACCAUUCUCGACGGAGCGGACUGA